This is a messenger RNA of Aureobasidium namibiae CBS 147.97, 2364 nucleotides long. Its product is annotated as SET domain-containing protein. The record is from RefSeq and is a predicted model, not a curated record. Bases 1 to 2364 code for a protein of 787 amino acids. Gene Ontology annotation, molecular function: histone H3K36 methyltransferase activity; protein binding. Gene Ontology annotation, cellular component: nucleus; chromatin. The transcript has 3 exons. Lineage: Eukaryota; Fungi; Ascomycota; Dothideomycetes; Dothideales; Saccotheciaceae. Gene Ontology annotation, biological process: regulation of DNA-templated transcription.
AUGGCGAAACAACGGAAGAGCCUACCUCUCCCCAGAGUCUCAACGGGCUCGACGAGCUCGUCUUCAGCAGCAUCCAACAUCGAAGUCGGUGGCAGCGCGCGUGAGGGCUCGCUCUCAUCAGCUGCUCUCGCUGUAAUGUCCACCCCUCCUACCAGCAUCUCCGAACAGGACCAUCUCGCAUCUGCAGCCGACAAGGAGGAGAUGAACGCGACAGUUGCAGCGGACCUGACGCGUCGCUCGUCUCGUCGCAAGUCUGGUCCUGCAUCCUACAAUCUGGGCCUUCUCUCUGGCAUACGCCGUACCUCUGCUGGCCUCGAAAUGGCACAGGAGAAAGCUGCUCGUAACUUCUCUGGUGAUACCCUCGUCGAAGACGCCCCUGAACCUUCGGGCAGUACUCCCAAUCGACAGCUGCUCAACGAGGGUGUCAAGGCUCUCAACAUGGACUGGGAGAUGGACAACCUGCCUGGAGCUUCUGACCUGCCUGACAGGAAGAAGCGUCGACACAGAUCUUCCAUGGACAUGUUGAUUGAAACGACCGGCCGUGCUCUGGGGAGAGUGAAGAGUGUCCUUGGCAAGCGUGACCGAGAAGCAAGCGAACCAGAAAAGACGGACCGCAGACAGAGUCGUCGUCUGCUGGCAAUCGAGGGCCCCAAGGACGCGAACGAGGGGGCACAACAGGACAACAACAUCGUCGAGGAGCAACACGAACGUGUUGAAAGACCCAGCAAGCUCGCUCGUCUUUCAUCAAGCUUCAGCAUCACAAUGCCACAGGUCUUCUCCUCCAAGGGCAAAAAGCCGACAAAACGUUACGAGACUCAAGGUCUAUAUGCCGGCCAAAACCUUUCGAGCUACGAUGAUAUGUCCGUUCCUAAACCUACGCGAAAGCCCACUGGCAAGGCCCGCCCCUUGUCGACGUCCUUCCUUCCUGAUGCUACCCAGCCGGAAAAGCGCAACAGCCUUGUCGCCUUACCUAUGUUCUCCUACCUUGAAAGAGAACGACCUUUCACCAUCCCUUACGACGUAUUUGCUCCUGUCCAUCAUCAGCGUGGUGAGGAGAAGCCAAAGGACUGGGGUAAGGUUCACAAGAACCGCUUCGUUGGUGAUGCCGUCCACUACUGGAAGAAGUCCUACUACGAGAGAUCUCUGUGCACUUGCAUUCCACCAGUCCCUGGAUCUUCUGAACCUGGAUGUGGAGAACACUGCCUCAACCGUGCCAUGGACUACGAGUGUGAUUCGAACAACUGCGGUCUUGGAGACUCAUGCACGAACCGCGACUUUGCAGGACUCGCAGUCCGCACGGAGCGUGCAAACAAGGCCGACAAGAAGUCAGCAUACUAUCUCUUCAAUGCAGGAGUCGAGGUCAUCAAGACUCCUGACCGAGGCUUUGGUGUACGCGCUUGCAGAUCCUACGAGCCGCAUGAAAUCAUCACCGAGUACACUGGUGAGAUCAUCACACCCAACGAGGCUGGUAGAAGAAUUAGAGAAGACUACAAGGACAAGGCCGACUACUAUCAGAUGGAGUUUGAUCAAGGCAUGAUCCUUGAUGCUACCAAGGGCUCGAUUGCUCGUUUCGUCAACCACUCGUGCGAGCCCAACUGCAAGAUGCUCAAGCGUUUCGUUGGAGGCCAUCCGCGCAUGGCUCUCUUCGCUGGUGAUCGCGGCAUUCUUACUGGUGAAGAACUGACCUACGACUACAACUUUGACCCUUACUCGGUUAAGAAUGUUCAGGAGUGCCGUUGUGGUGCGACCAAUUGCCGUGGUGUCUUAGGCCCCAGACCCAAGGACGCCAACAAGCCCGUAACCAAGAAGGAGAAGGAAGGAAUGGCUGCCGGCAUGAAGCGCAAAGUGGGCGAGUUCUUCGGUGCCACUGCUGCGCCCGAGGUCGACAAGGAACUGUUCAAGAAGCGCAAGGUUCCUCAGAUGUCCAAGGGCUGGGUAUACGUCGAUGAAACUAUGGAGAAGACCAGAGUUGAGGAGGCCCGCAAGGACAAGCAGAUUGCACUGCUUCAAAAGCAGGGUAUUAUCCCUGCAGAUCUUGCAGUCAAGAAGACGACCACCACAACCACUGUCACCAAGGACAAGAAUGGAGCCAGACGCUUCGUCCAGAAAGUGACCACAAGGAUGACUGGACGCAAACCCAAGGCCACACCGGAGCCUAAGAAGACCCAGAAGCUCGGAAGACUGUCCUCCAUCAAGAAAAAGGAGGCAUCACGAGCAGUCGAAGCCAGUCCCCGCAUGACCAAGCCAGCUCGCCGUAGUAUGGAUAACAAGAGCAUCCCCAAAGGCUCAAUGAAGGUCAGAGCGGUGAACAAGGAUGCAGUCAAGAUGGCUCGCACUAUGAGAGCAGUCAAGGCCGAUGAUUGA